Molecule: messenger RNA, 909 nt
Organism: Nomascus leucogenys (northern white-cheeked gibbon)
Lineage: Eukaryota; Metazoa; Chordata; Mammalia; Primates; Hylobatidae
Product: olfactory receptor 52N1
Biological process (GO): G protein-coupled receptor signaling pathway
Cellular component (GO): membrane
Molecular function (GO): olfactory receptor activity
Source: RefSeq, a predicted model, not a curated record
AUGUCAUUUCUAAAUGGUACCAGCCUAACUCCAGCUUCAUUCAUCCUAAAUGGCAUCCCUGGUUUGGAAGAUGUGCAUUUGUGGAUCUCCUUCCCACUGUGUACCAUGUACAGCAUUGCUAUUACAGGGAACUUCAGCCUUAUGUACCUCAUCUACUCUGAUGAGGCCUUACACAGACCUAUGUAUGUCUUCCUAGCCCUUCUUUCCUUCACAGAUGUGCUCAUGUGCACCAGCACCCUUCCCAACACUCUCUUCAUAUUGUGGUUUAAUCUCAAGGAGAUUGAUUUUACAGCCUGCCUCGCCCAGAUGUUCUUUGUGCACACCUUCACAGGGAUGGAGUCUGGGGUGCUCAUGCUUACGGCCCUGGACUACUAUGUGGCCAUCUGCUUCCUUCUGCGUUAUGCCACCAUCCUCACUAAUUCAGUCAUUGCUAAAGCUGGGUUCCUCACUUUUCUUAAGGGUGUGAUGCUUGUUAUCCCUUUCACUUCCCUCACCAAGCGCCUUCCGUACUGCAAGGGCAACGUCAUACUCCACACCUACUGUGACCACAUGUCUGUGGCCAAGAUAUCUUGUGGUAAUGUCAGGGUUAACGCCAUCUAUGCUUUGAUGUUUGCCCUGCUGAUUGGGGGCUUUGAUAUCCUGUGCAUUACAAUCUCCUACACUAUGAUUCUUCGAGCAGUUGUGAGUCUAUCAUCAGCAGAUGCUCGACAGAAGGCCUUCAGCAACUGCACUGCCCACAUCUGUGCCAUAGUCAUCACCUAUGUUCCAGCCUUCUUUACCUUCUUUACACACCGUUUUGGCGAACACACCAUUCCUCCCCACAUACAUAUUAUUAUGGCUAACCUCUACCUAUUAAUGCCUCCCACAAUGAAUCCUAUUGUGUAUGGGAUGAAAACCAGGCAGAUAUGA